Messenger RNA from Tachysurus fulvidraco (yellow catfish), 2275 nucleotides. RefSeq names its product DNA-directed RNA polymerase II subunit RPB1-like. Lineage: Eukaryota; Metazoa; Chordata; Actinopteri; Siluriformes; Bagridae. The coding region runs from base 584 to 1171 and encodes 195 amino acids. The record is from RefSeq and is a predicted model, not a curated record. The transcript has 2 exons.
AAAGCCACUACGUCAAAAAAGAACAGAUGAAAAAUCCAAAAGGAGCAAUCACUUGUCACCAAAAACUUCUCUCUUGCAAAACAAAAGUUAAAGUAUCAAAAGAAAUGAAGGAGCUGUAGCAUCCAAAAAUGGUUUUCACCGUCCAAGCUACCCCACGAAAAACACUCUGAACUUCCCCUCCAAAUUUCCCUCAAUAUAUACUCUAGCGCUUCUAUGCGCCUCCUAUUUUUGAUCCCUCCUACUCUCAGACAAGUUCCCAUUAUGUUUCAAGUUGCUCUCUAGGGCUUCGCCUAAUCAUUUACAUGUUUCUUCCAAAAUCCCCUUAUUUCCCCGAAUUACCUCAUACGCCCCUUCAGUGGCUUCAUAUCCUGCCUUUCUGAAUUCCCCUUAUUUUCCAGAAUCAUCACCUGACCCUUACUCAUAUGCCCUUAUAUGGAUUUUCCCCCUUUCUCGAUUUCCUAUUAUUUUCAGCAGUUUUCGUCAUUGUAUUAAAAAAAUAUGCUCAAGAGAGCUCUACUUCCUUGUUGUUAUCACAUUUGUCACUCAGCCUUUACUUCGUGGACUUAUCUUCUCCUCAGCUACAAUGAGUUCUCAGCCUCAGGGUCAGCCAAUUCGUCCUGGUCACACCAUCUGGAUUUCCCGGUCUACUCCCUAUAGGCGGCCAGUUCCUGCUGAGGUCAUGGCCAGUUAUCGCCGUUAUCAUCUGCGUCAUCUUUCUCAGGAGUUCUGCUCUUUCCUGGAGCGCCUGUCCUCCCCUACACUCCCAGAUCAUCCUCUCUUGCCUUUUAACAUUGUGCAGACGUCUUUGACUCGCUCUUCUUCUACUCAAGCACCUCUGCCCCCUAUCCUGGUGGAUCAACGGACAGAAACAGAUGGUUGUCCUCAUGCUGAACCCUGUUGCCCUAGGCUGACAACUCCUGCCUCUCCUCCAAGUAUCUCUUCUCCUCCCAUUGCCUAUAUUCGUCCCCUGGCAGCUCCUACCUCUUCUCCUCGUGUCUCAUCUCCUCAUUUUGGCUACAUUCCCUCUCUUUCUCCUAGUUUGGCUUCUUCUCCCUCUAACUCUGAGCCUGGUUCCCCAGGCUUUGUUCCCUCUUCCCCUUCUCCUAGGCCUGGAUCCCCAGACUAUACUCCCACUUCUCCCAGGCCUGAUAGCUCUGUUUGUUUGCAAUAAACUUCACUUCCUCUUUUAUACAUCUUCUGAGUCCUGUGUGGUUUAUUUGCAUUAAUCAACUACUUAUUCUUAUUAUGACAUCUGGGCUCUAUACCCAUAUAUCCUAUGAUAUCAAUCAUAAUAAGUCCUUAAAUAUCCUCCCUUGGGGCACUCCCUAAUACAUCAUAGAAUCGUCACAACAUCACUCCCCCCUUUGAGACUGUCAAGUCUCAACAAAACCUAUGUCCCAGUGAGAUUGUCACCUAACCAAAACAUAAACCAUAAACAUUAAACAUAAGGAAAAACAAGAACAUAAAGGGAAAACAUCAAAAGCAACACCACAAGAACCAAAACAGCAAACAGCAACAACAUCACUCAAAACCAAAAUAACAGGAACAACAUCACUCCCCCCCAACCAUGCCCAAAACAGCAUACAGUCCCAAGCUCAUUCUCAAAAGGGUGAACCAGGAGUGAGCGAAAAACCCCCGGGAGUCCAAUACGAGAGAAAAUUCUCACUCUACCCGCUCAUGGCACGACAGUGAAUUUUGUACCACCAGGAACACCGCUAACGCAGUAAGCAAACAGAAAUGUCUAAGCAUGUCAGCAAGCUGUCCAUGUGUACGAUCAGAAGUAAUGUCUCUUUUACCACCACCAAUGAUGAUUGCGAUGCACUGACUGGAUCCACAGGGGUAUCGGAAUCCUUACGCGUCGGCCCUCACGUAGGGCCGCCCAAAUGUCUCGGAAGCGUUCGGCACAACAGUCAUCCUUGGCCGUGUCCGCCACCGCGUCCGAGGAGUCCCCCCUUCGCGACGUGGGCCCCCCCAUGAGUACAUGAAUCUGGGCGUUCCGAUCGUGUCCGGAAACCCAUGCCGCACAGCCGCAGUGUGGGACGUCCAGAAUUGAUAUCCACAAAAGAGCAGCGUACAAUACUGGCAUGUGGUAGUCUGUAUGACGUGCGGGGAGAAAAUAUAAGCGUGUUUACGACCGCGCCCAUAUGUUGAGGCAACACAAAAGGACCGGCGUACUACAUAGCUGUGUACUUGUACUUGGAGUCCUCUCUGAAGAUCGUACUGAUCCAUGUGAUAGGCUUGGAUCCAUAACCCUUCUGGGAGAAACAGAUCUGCA